AACGUUAAAUCUAAAAAAAAAAAAAAAAAAGAGAAAAAGAAAUUUCAGAGAAGCCUCAAAUUUCGUAAAUUUCACGGAAAAGACUAGGGCAAGAAGAGAGAUAGAGUUUGCUCAGCCCGAUUCGCGACAAAAGUCUAGUGACGGAAUGGAUGGACUAGAUGAUCCAAAGCAAAGUACUGCAGAUAUGACUGCUUUUGUACAAAAUCUUCUACAACAAAUGCAAGCAAGGUUCCAGACCAUGUCUGAGUCCAUUGUUACAAAAAUAGAUGAUAUGGGAGGCCGGAUAAAUGAGUUGGAGCAGAGUAUCAAUGACUUAAGGGCAGAAAUGGGAACGGAGGCUUCCUCUUCUCCUCUGGCGCCAUCUGGGAAGUCCGAUGAAGCCAAGUAGGAUGAUAUUCCUUAGAGCUUAUGGAAGCAAAUGUGUGGCAAAUCUGUUUUCGAAUUUCUUCAGGUUUUGUUUUCUCUGAUUAUUGUUUACAGUUUAUCUUUUAAAAUAUAGUGUGUAGCUUGUUCACAGUUUCUUUUCGAUUGUUGUUUGAUUUGAGUUUGUCUCCUCCUGAGUUCUAACUAUUGUUGCUAAUUCAUUGAAAUUGGAUUUUACUA
Messenger RNA from Impatiens glandulifera, 603 nucleotides. Its product is annotated as heat shock factor-binding protein-like. The coding region runs from base 146 to 388 and encodes 80 amino acids. Gene Ontology annotation, cellular component: cytosol; nucleus. The transcript has 5 exons. NCBI's taxonomy places the organism in Eukaryota, Viridiplantae, Streptophyta, Magnoliopsida, Ericales, Balsaminaceae. Gene Ontology annotation, biological process: cellular heat acclimation. The record is from RefSeq and is a predicted model, not a curated record. Gene Ontology annotation, molecular function: transcription corepressor activity.